GCCAGUUGUUGCUUUCCAGCUGAAAUGCUCGCGCUAGAAUUAUCCCACGAUGUUUCCCGAAAUUGACGCGAAUUAUUCCGCAAACUGAGAACUUUUUUUUUCUCCAAGCUUUACUGUACCGGGUGAAUUAUGGAAUGGAUUACCUCCAUCGAUAAAAGACCUUGUGAUCGCAAUGUCAAAGAUGUGGAGUUAAUCUGUGCCAGACUACGCCGGGUGGACCAACUUUGCCGUUUGCCGAAUUCAGUUUUGCAACAGCUGGCAUUAUGCGGCUACUACGAAGAUUUGGAGAAUGGAGUUACGCUUUUUCGUCAAGGCGAUUCUGGGAAAUGCUGGUACGCGGUGAUGUCCGGAUCUCUAAGCGUAAGGGUGUCACAUCCAGAAGCAGAUUUGAAGAGUACUGUAACGCUAUGUACACUGGGGGUUGGGGCAACCUUUGGAGAAUCCAUCUUACAAGAUUUGCCUAGGGACACCACAGUGGCUACUCAAACUACUUGCGAAUUGCUUAGGGUGGAACAACAGGACUUCAAACUUAUUUGGGAUAAAAACAAGGAACUCAUGAACGAUUUCGUCUCGAACUACAAAUUGAAAAAUGGAUUUGGUUCUGGGCUUGCUGGAAAAGGCAUCAGCCAAUCAGCAUCGCCGCCACCCAGACGAUCGCUGUCACCUGACCAGCCGAAUCCAGCCGAACCGAUAACAGAUCAACCUAGUCAAUUGAUCGGGCGGAUCGGAUGGACUUUUAGGACUUUGCUUUUGUCACGAAAUACUUGCUUGAAAGAUCGAAAAGUAUCAGGACGGUGGGUCAGAAGAUGUGCUCCAGGAAUGGAAUUGGUAGAUUGGUUGAUGGAAUUAUCGCCCAGUUUACAUUCAAGAGCCCAAGCUGCGGGAAUGUGGCAGGCUUUAUUGGAGGAAGGCGUUAUCUCACAUAUUAGUAAAGAGCAAGCCUUCAAAGAUAAAUGUUUCGUGUAUCGGUUUUGGCAAGAUGAAGAGGGUACGGGAGCUUUGCCAUCAUCGGAAGACAUUGAAUCGGCGGAGGACCAGUUGCUGGACAACUUGGGAACAUUGAUAAAUAGGGGACCAGACGCUUACCUGCGAAUGAUUAUGAGAAAACAGAGCCACGAGCGUACUGCUGAAGACUUGGAAAUAAUUUACGAGGAGCUGCUGCACAUACGUGCAGUAACUCAUCUGUCAAAUUCGGUAAAAAGAGAAAUUGCCAGCGUUAUAGUUUUCGAAGCGCACCCGAAAGCUGGAACUGUGUUGUUCCACCAAGGCGACGAGGGCCGGUCCUGGUAUAUUAUAGUAAGAGGAUCCGUCGAUGUCGUUAUUCAUGGUAAAGGAACGGUGAAUACGCUCCACGAAGGCGAUGACUUUGGAAAACUUGCCCUGAUAAACGAUGCGCCAAGGGCCGCUACAAUUGUUCUGAGGGAGAACAACUGCCAUUUCCUCCGGGUCGACAAAGAGAAUUUUAACAGGAUCCUAAGGGACGUUGAAGCGAACACUGUUAGAUUGAAAGAGCACGGCAAAGACGUUUUAAUUCUGGAAAAAAUUACAACUGGUACCAAACAAGUAUUUUCUUCGCAUUUCAAAUAUACUGUGAUGGCGGGUACUCCGCAAAAAAUGUUAGAGCACUUAUUAGAAACUAGAUUAGAUGGCAGAGGUACCAUGGGCGGUGGCGACAAUUUUAUCGUUGCCACAGCUCAGGAUCCAUUUCUGGACGAUUUUCUACUUACUCACAUUGUCUUCCUACCCACGCACCAGCUCAUUGAGGCCCUCGACAAAUAUUAUAACAUAGAUUAUUCAAACCAAGACAAGGAAUUUAUUUUAGCAUGUAAAAGGAGAGUCGUCCAAUUUGUCUACAGAUGGGUCACGACAAUCCGGCAUCCGGUUUUCGAGGACGAUAUGGCCGUGGAAUUCCUAGACGACUUGGCGCAGACUUUGGAAAACGACAUCAUGCAAUUUAAUUCUUUGCAAGAAGAGGCCAGCUUGAUGCAUCACGUUAUGUCGCAGCUGAGAAGAUAUCAAGAAGACCGAAAAGCACACGAAGGACAGAAAUGGAAGUUGCCUCCCCUGGGACAGCCGAUAAGCCUCUUUAGCACCGGAGAUGACACUAACAGGACCAUUAUAAUGCCACAAGAUGAUAUUAUUUUCAGGGUAUAUUGUGCCGACCACACCUACUGUACGCUCAGACUUCCAGUAGAAAGUACCACGGAAACCAUUAAACUUGUGGCAGCGGACAAACUGAAAAUUCGAGAAGACGAACUUAUUCUAGUGGAAGUCAAAUCGAAUGGCGAAAGGGUGGUUUUCAAAGACAACGAUAUCAGUAUACCAACUGCUUUGUCGAUCAAUGGGAGGAUAUUUGUGUCCCCGAAGGAACAUUUGGAUGCUUUGACUUGUCUAACAGAACAAGAAGAGGCAACUCAAGGGAUCGAAGCGGAUAUCGAAAUGUUCGGAACUAAAGAAUUAGCAUACUACAUGACGCUGUUCGAUUGGGAUUUGUUUUGGUGUGUUCACGAAUAUGAACUAGUCUACCACACGUUCGGUAGACACCACUUUGGUCAAAUCACAGCAAAUUUGGACGUUUUUCUGAGGCGAUUCAACGAAAUUCAAUUCUGGGUCGUCACGGAAGUCUGUAUGAUGAGCAGCCUCAGCAAGAGGGUAGCAGUGUUAAGGAAGUUCAUUAAGCUAGCAGCUUACUGCAGGGAAUUUCAAAAUUUGAACGCAUUUUGCGCAAUUGUAAUGGGACUGAGCAACGUGGCUGUAUCCAGACUAUCCAAUACAUGGGACAAACUACCAUCGAAGUUCAGAAAGUUGUAUACAGAAUUUGAAUUGAUGAUAGAUCCCAGUAGAAAUCAUCGAGCUUACAGGGUUAGCGUCGGGAAACUGCAGCCACCAGUGGUACCGUUUAUGCCUCUCCUUAUAAAAGACAUGACUUUUACCCACGAAGGCAACAAAACCUCUUUGGAUGGAUUGGUGAAUUUCGAAAAAAUGCACAUGCUUGCUCAAACAAUGAGGACCAUUAGAUUCUGUAGGAGUAGACAUUUAGUUUUGGAUCCCCCAUCACCCAAAAGCGAAGGAGAAGUGAAGUCGUACAUAUCCUGCUUGAGGGUCAUCGACAAUCAACGGAUUUUAACGGGCAUGUCUCAAAAACUAGAGCCUAGGCGAUCGUAAAACAAUCACUAAAUCAUAAAAAAAAGUUUUUUUUUUAAAUGUAAAAAACAAGGUGAAAAUGCGGGUCGUUUUCAUCAAAACGUUUUUUUCCGUAUUUCAUUCUUUUUUCAUUUUCUAACAUUAAUGAAUUCUUAUGAAAAUUUUAUCCAAAAGAGAAGUAUGUAGAUGAUAAAAAAAAUAUUUCCCGAUUAUUUGAUAAAACUUAAAGGUAUCACCUCUGUUAGUAUGUACCAAGAAAAUUAAAUUAUCGUUGUAGGUAUAGUACCUAAGGAGGUAUGUUCCACGAUAACAACUAACUUUCUUGCCAAUAUUUCUAAAGUAAAAUUAGCUUAGAAUACUGUUUAAUCCAAAAUAAUUGUAAUUUUAUGAUCUGAUUUUUUUAAAUAAAUUUGUUUGGCGUCUUUCCGUAGGUUAGGUACUUAAAAAAACUUUGUGAAAGCAAUCAUGAAAAUAAAGACGCCAAAAACGCCGCAUCUCCCAUGUAAAUAGUAAAUUAUAAGGUGAAAAAGUUAAAAUAAGACGCACAUUAAGUAUUUUAUAGAGCACCUUAUUUUUCAUAUAUUAUAUAUAUACCUAUCUAUGUAUUAUUAAUCUGCAAAGAGGUUUAUUGGAUUUCUCAUAUUUUCUACCCUCAGAAAAGAAUCUAUCUUUGAACCUUUAAAAUAAUUUAUAUAAAAUAUUUAUCCUUAUUCUAGUAUAUAGGGCAUAUAUAAUAUAAUAACACUAAUAAGUAUCAUAUUUUCAGAUCUGUACCGAUAAAAGUAACAUGCAGGAUGUGCAAUGAUACGAUGGGCUCUUUCACUAAUUUUUAAAAUGCGCAUAAUUGGAUAAAGCAACUAAUAAUAAUAGAAUUAACUUUUGAAUUUUUUUUUUGAGAAAGCAAAUAAAAAAAGGAAAUCUCUAAAGAAGCACCUGCAAAAGAUCCCAUUAUGCUCUAAGCCCAGUUUGUGAUUUUCUUUUCAAUCAGAGCUAGAGCUGAUUUCGAUUUUUUUUAUUAUUGAAGCAAUCACGAGCACAAUAAGUUCAUAAUUUUUAUUAAUAAUUCAAGUCAAAUAUAUCCUAAUUAAAUAAGCUAUACCAUAAUGUAAUUUAGAAUAGAAAUAAAAAGCAAUAUUAAUCAUUUAUAGAAAUUACGCUAAGCCUUCCAGAAACUUUGAUAAUACCUUACCUAUUUUUUGAUUCUAUCCAAUUUCGAAUAUUGAAUAAUUAUCAUUUGAAAUAUCAAAUCUUGUCAUUCACAUUCGCAUAUGACUUAAAGCAAAAAUUUCAAAUUAACUUUUUUGUUUACUGUUUACUUUCUCCUAGAAAAAUAAAAGAUUUCCCAAUAUUAUUGUUAAGACAAUCAUUCAUAUUAAUAUUGAUCUUGCAAAUGUUUUUAAAAGCAAGAUCAAUCCCUAGUAAUGUAGUUCGUAACUUAAUCAUAAGGAUUUUCAAUCAUUAUCAAACCUAUCAACACAGAAAAAAAAACUUGCCUAAUUAACGUCUUUGAAAAAUGUUUAGAUAUUGAUUUUGACAAUUAUACAACAAACAAUGAUUUCGCUACUUUUUGCAUACCAAAUAAUUUAAUCAGAGGUGAAAUAUGGCCGAACAGAACCAAAAAAUUUUAUUUGCUCGCCUCAUCGAUGGCACCCACUUAGAAAUGAAAUCAAAAUUGAGCGUCGAAACAAAAAAAUGUCAUAUCUGAGAUGCUCUCAUUUCAGAGAAACAAUUGUGCCGCCAGAUUUUUGAUUGUUAACAAAUAAUAUAUACAAGGUGUUUCAUAACUAUACCGACAAACUUCAAAGGGUGUUUAAGCAAUUUAAGGAACAUCAACAAAAAGGUAUUUUGCUCUAUAACGAUACUUAAGUCUAAAAUCAAUCCAGAGACUUGCCCUGUGAGCACGCCCAUGGAAUUACAUUAUCAAUUGACAGGAUGUCUGAUGAAGGUAGUAACAAACUAUGAAAAUAUCAAUAAACUUGGCUGAAGCGUUUUUUAGAUAUUAAUAAGAAAACGUUUUUUUUUUUUUCGUCUUUAACAUCCUGAAUCAUGAAGCCUAUUGGAACAUUUUUGAUGUUCCCUACCUAAAAAUUUGUCGGUAUAGUUAUGGAACACCCUUCAUAUUAUUAAUGCUAUAUGUUUAUCAAUGAUCAAAUUUCAAUUUUGUUAAAUAAGCCAAGAAACAAAAACUUGUAAUAGAAGAUUCAGGUACUAUUUUUCCAAACAGUAACUAGUAAGGCCACGGAAAAAUAACUGCUUCGCUUUAAAAUUAUUUUUAAUCUUAAUAAAGCUGCUAUCAAAAUUUCAGUGAGAUACAUUGUCAUUCUGAUUAUACCUUAUUGGUUUUGUAUGUGUUAUUUCAUAUUUCUUUAUUACUUGUCAGAUUGUAUAAGUCAUAGUUAUGCUCAUUUUGUCCUUACUCUUCCAUUUAUAAUAUGCUCAUUUAUGAAUUGACGUGAAACUAUAUAGGAAAACUCUUUUGCAUGCAAAAUGACAUUUCAGUAUAUAUCAAUUCCUCCAUGAUGUGAUGUACCUUACCAAAACAAAAUGUAGCAAACUUUUUAAUAUACUUAUUUCAUGGAAUA
Molecule: messenger RNA, 5726 nt
Organism: Ceutorhynchus assimilis (cabbage seed weevil)
Lineage: Eukaryota; Metazoa; Arthropoda; Insecta; Coleoptera; Curculionidae
Source: the annotation of a GenBank genome assembly